Molecule: messenger RNA, 2787 nt
Organism: Diceros bicornis minor
Lineage: Eukaryota; Metazoa; Chordata; Mammalia; Perissodactyla; Rhinocerotidae
Gene: OSGEPL1
Product: O-sialoglycoprotein endopeptidase like 1
Exons: 9
Coding region: 214-1521 (435 amino acids)
Biological process (GO): tRNA threonylcarbamoyladenosine modification
Cellular component (GO): mitochondrion
Source: RefSeq, a predicted model, not a curated record
ACAGCAUAAAAGUAAUAGUCAUACUGAAAAAUUGUAUAUUUGACUUCCCUGUUUUCCACUCUAAAGAGCAAUAUAUUCAUUCAUGCUGUUAUUUAUAUUAACAGGUUGCUACAGCCUUUAAAAAUUUUGUUCUUCCUAUAAUUUUAUAAAAAUAUAUAUUGAAAAAUAAACCAAGGUUUCAGAAUUUUGCUUAACUGAAUGGGUUAGUGGCUAAUGUCAGUUCCAAAUAAUGUUUGCUUCUUUAAUUCUUCUCCAGGAAUUAUCUAUAGAGUGAGUAUGCUAAUAUUGAAUAAGACAGCAGGAGUGUUUUCUAAACCAUCAAAAAGGAAAAUUUAUGAGUUUUUAAGAAGUUUUAAUUUUCAUCCUGGAAAACAAUUUCUUCAUAAACUAGUUUUGGGAAUUGAAACCAGUUGUGAUGAUACAGCAGCUGCCGUGGUGGAUGAAACUGGAAAUGUUUUGGGAGAAGCAAUACACUCCCAAACUGAAGUUCAUUUAAAAACAGGUGGAAUUAUUCCUCCAGUAGCUCAACAGCUUCACAGAGAAAAUAUUCAACGAAUAGUGCAAGAAGCUCUCUUUGCCAGUCAAGUCUCUCCAAGUGAACUCUCAGCAAUUGCAACUACCGUAAAACCAGGACUUGCCCUAAGCUUGGGAGUAGGCUUAUCAUUUAGCUUACAACUGGUAGACCAGCUAAAAAAGCCCUUCAUUCCCAUUCAUCAUAUGGAGGCUCAUGCACUUACCAUUAGGUUGACAAAUAAAGUAGAAUUUCCUUUUUUAGUUCUUUUGAUUUCUGGAGGUCAUUGUCUAUUGGCAUUAGUUAGAGGAGUUUCAGAUUUUCUGCUUCUUGGAAAGUCUUUGGAUAUAGCACCAGGUGACAUGCUUGACAAGGUAGCAAGAAGACUUUCUUUAAUAAAACAUCCAGAGUGCUCCACCAUGAGUGGUGGGAAGGCUAUAGAACAUUUGGCCAAACAAGGAAAUAAAUUGCAUUUUGAUUUAAAACCUCCCAUGCAACGUGCUAAAAAUUGUGAUUUUUCUUUCUCUGGACUUCAACACAUUCUUGAUAGGAUAAUAAUGCAAAAGGAAAAAGAGGAAGGUAUUGAGAAGGGGCAGAUCCUGUCUUCAGCUGCAGACAUUGCUGCUGCAGUACAGCACACAACAGCAUGCCACAUUGCAAAAAGAACACAUCGUGCUAUUCUGUUUUGCAAGCAGAGAGGCUUGUUAUGUCAAAGUAAUGCAGUACUGGUUGUAUCUGGAGGCGUUGCAAGUAACUUAUAUAUUCGAAAAGCUCUGGAAAUUGUAACAAAUGCAACACAAUGCACUUUGUUGUGUCCUCCUCCCAAACUGUGUACUGACAACGGCAUUAUGAUUGCAUGGAAUGGUAUUGAAAGAUUGCGUGCUGGCUUGGGCAUUUUACACGACACAGAAGGCAUUCGCUAUGAACCAAAAUGUCCUCUUGGAGUAGAUAUAUCAAAAGAAGUUGGAGAAGCUGCCAUCAAAGUACCACGACUAAAAAUGAAGAUUUGAUUUUUGCUUUUCAUAAAACCCCUAAAGAUUGCUGGGAAAAAGCUAUUCCUUCAUAACAAAGAGUUUGAGAAGCACCUCUCUAGAAUAUUGGAGCCCAUAUUAAAUUCUGAAGAGAAAAUGUAUUUCUUGUUGUUAUAAUUUCCUGCCUGGCCAACUAUAGAUGUCCUGAAUUUCCAAAGCCUUGGUAAGAGGAUUUGAAUAGAUGUGAAUGUCGUUUUAUUAAAGACAUUUCACUAGAAGUAAAUGGAAGAGCGAAUGACUCUUCAACAACUCACAGCAAUUCUUCCUAAUGUCCACCCUUGAGAAAACUGUUGCUGCCAGCCAGCACAGGCUGCUUGGCAGAAGGGAGGCUGUUGUAAUGGUGUAGCACUGACGGAUUCACUUACAUUUGAGAAAUUUUGCUACGUGAAUCACAUCCUCAUUAUCCCCACCCAAUUUUAGCAACCAAUAUCUGGAAGAAAUUCUGUGAAUAAUCAAAUAUCUGAGGAAUAAAAGAUGUGUGAUAAGUAAGAACAUAAGACUUUAUUACUAUAUUUGAAGAAAUCAUAUUUUAAUAAAAUUUACAAUCUUUGUAGCAACUUUUUUGCUUAAAACUUCUAAGAUUUUGUUUAAAAUGUUAAAUAUUUUUUAUACUUGUGAACUUGCAUAAAGAUACAAAUUAUUCUUAAAAAGUCAUAUUUCUGUUAAUUUUUACUGCAUCAGAAAAAAACCCCUUAAAACCUUACAUAUACCUUAAUGUGAAGAGAAGGGUGAUUUCUCAGUAGUUGAAUAAGUACUGGAAAGGCAUUUUCCUCUACAACAAGUUGUUGACUAAUGGGAUUGCUUGUAUGGGCGACACCUAUAAAAAUCCACAUGUUGAUCAGGUAAUAUUUUUUUCCAUCUUGGAAAUGGUAAAGUCAUUUUUGGUUGGUUUUUGGUUGAUAAAGUGUCAAGCGUAAUAUGGUAAAUUAGUAAAUUACAAAAGGAAAUGCUAUAUCAAUAUUAUUUUACCUGAAUUAAUUUUUUCAAAGGCAAAGUGAAUAAACAUGGAAAAUUUACUAUUAGAAGUGUGGAUGGUUUUCUAAUAGUCUCAAAACAAAGAAAUUAGAAAUGCUAGACUAUCAAGGAAUAACAAUAUAAUAGCUAUCAUUUAUUGAAAAAUUAUUAUGUGCAAGAUACUUAAAUUUAUAGUUGCUGUUGUUUUCCAUAAAAAGUUUAUUUUUAUAAAAGUGACUAGAGUAAAUCACCUAGUUAAAAUUUCUGGAUUCCUUAAAUACACAUACUAAA